ACCGGGAAGUACCGGGAGUUAACAUGGCUUCGAAAGGACAGGUCGAGAGUUUAACCGAGGAGGCAAUUUGUCCCAUCUGCCUGGAUUUCUUCACCGAUCCGGUGUCACUGGAGUGUGGACACAACUUUUGCCGCUCCUGCAUCACACAGUGUUGGGAAAGUGGGGAGAGAAACUCCUGCCCGGAAUGUAGAGAGGAGUUUGCAGACCGCACCCUCAAGGUCAAUCGGGUGUUAGCAAGACUGGCUGAAAAAGCUCGAAAACUGCACCUGAAGCCGAAAGGGAAGGAAAGUAAACUUCACUGCGAGGAACACGAGGAAGAACUGAAGCUGUUUUGUGAGACGGACAAGACACUGAUCUGCCUGAUCUGUAGAGAUGCGCGGGAACACAAGUCUCACAACUUCAUGCCGGUUAACGAAGCCGUUAACAUUUACCAGGAUCGAGUUAAAUCUUCCUUGGACUCUCUCACAAAAAGACAAGCAGACUUCCAGGAAAUGGAGCAGGAACAGAAAGAGAAGAUUUCUGGAGUUCGGGAACAGUCACAAAGCGUUCAGUCCCAGAUCACAUCCCAGUUUGAUGAACUGCGCCGGAUUAUCACUGAGAAAGAGCAGCGUGCCCUCCGAGAUAUCAGGGAAGAAGAGGAGAGGAUUCUAAAUCCAAUGGAGAAAAAUCUUCAAGUAAUUCAAAAGAAUUUAAAUGCCAUCUACAAGGAAAUCUCAAAGUUACAGGAACAGAUGGAUCAACAAGACAAUAUCAUAUUCCUCAUGGAGGAAGCUCGUCGGAAGAGGAGGAUGAGUGAUGAUACCCAGACAUUGUCAGUGACAGAUGGUGCCCUAUUGGUUGAAAAAUUCGAUCACCCCUAUUUGCUCGACAUAGCAUCGGAAGAAGUGAUUGGCGGCAUUAAACACGUCUCUGUCACCCUGGAUGUGGAAACGGCGGGUCCGCGGCUCGAGGUGUCUGAGGAUCGGAAGAGUGUGAGCUACACCGGGACCCGGAGGAAUCUCCCUGACACCGGGAAGAGGUUCACAUACUGGCGUUGUGUGCUGGGAUCGGAGGGAUUCACAUCGGGGAGACAUUACUGGGAGGUGGAGGUGAUGGGGAAUCGGUGGUGGUAUCUGGGAGUCGCCGCAGAGUCUGUGGACAGGAAGGGAAAGUUCACGCUGAGUCCGGAGACCGGAUUCUGGACCAUCGGGCGGCGUGAUGACGUGUUCGGGGUUUACACCUCCCCUGAGUCCCGUCUCCCUGCCGAUCCCAUCCCCGGGAGGGUGGGAGUUUAUCUCAGUUACGAGUCCGGGACAGUUUCAUUUUACAACGCGGAGACCAAGUCCCAUCUCCACACCUUCACUGGGAAUAAAUUCACGGAGAAACUUUCUCCUUUCUUCUGGACUGGGUAUGAAAACGAGUGGCUGAGAAUCUGCUCCGGUUCCGCUCCGGGUCUGCACAGCCAGAGGUCCGUCAGGGAAUGCUGUCGACAGGCACAGUCCAGGCUGCAGGAGGACGUGCUGAGGGACACAGAGGAUCUCGGGGCAGACAGUGCAAAGUUUCUGGGGGGGAGGACCACUGUCAAGGCUCCUUCUGCUACCUCACAUGGAGGGCCUGGGUCAGAUGGAGCAGAGGUGCUUGAUGAAGCAGAUCCCCAGUUUACAACAGGUCUCACCAAUGUCGAGGAGGCUGCAUUGGGAGCAGCAGAGCAAAUAAAUGACCCAGCAGAUGAAGUGUUGCCUCACCUGGAAGGACAUUUUGGGUCCUCAAAUGGAGCGCCCGAAAGUGAAAGGAUCCUGAACCCGGAAGUACCGGGAGUUAACAUGGCUUCGGAAGGACAGGUCGAGAGUUUAACCGAGGAGGUAAUUUGUCCCAUCUGCCUGGAUUUCUUCACCGAUCCGGUGUCACUGGAGUGUGGACACAACUUCUGCCGCACCUGUAUCACACGGUGUUGGGAAAGGGAGGAGAGAAACUCCUGCCCGGAAUGUAGAGAGGAGUUUGCAGACCGCACCCUCAGGGUCAGUCGGGUGUUAGCAAGACUGGCUGAAAAAGCUCGAAAACUGCACCUGAAGCCGAAAGGGAAGGAAAGUAAACGUUUCUGCGAGGAACAUGAGGAAGAACUGAAGCUGUUUUGUGAGACGGACAAGACACUGAUCUGCCUGAUCUGUAGAGAUGCGCGGGAACACAAGUCUCACAACUUCAUGCCGGUUAACGAAGCCGUUAACAUUUACCAGGAUCGGGUUAAAUCUUCCUUGGACUCUCUCACAAAAAGACAAGCAGACUUCCAGGAAAUGGAGCAGGAACAGAAAGAGAAGAUUUCUGGAGUUCGGGAACAGUCACAAAGUGUUCAGUCCCAGAUCACAUCCCAGUUUGAUGAACUGCGCCGGAUUAUCACCGAGAAAGAGCAGCGUGCACUCCGAGAUAUCAGGGAAGAAGAGGAGAGGAUUCUAAAUCCAAUGGAGAAAAAUCUUCAAAAGAUUCAAAAGAAUUUAAAUGCCAUCUACAAGGAAAUCUCAAAGUUACAGGAACAGAAGGAUCAACAAGACAAUAUCAUAUUCCUCAUGGAGGAAGCUCGUCGGAAGAGGAGGAUUAGUGAUGAUCCCCAGACAUUGUCAGUGACAGAUGGUGCCCUAUUGGUUGAAAAAUUCGAUCACCCCUAUUUGCUCGACAUAGCAUCGGAAGAAGUGAUUGGCGGCAUUAAACACGGACCGCUGAGAUCCUCCAGAAUUUUGUGUUUGUUGAUCCUCCAGGUCGAGGAAAAACCUCGGGAAGAUGCCGGUUGUCCAUCCGCUGCGUUUGGAAAAAACCCCGGAAAGGGUCCUGUCUCCCCCCCCGAUCCCGGGGCCGCGCUGCCCGAGUCUCCCCCCGAUCCCCGGGGCCGCGCUGCCCGAGUCUCCCCCCCGAUCCCGGGGCCGCGCUGCCCGAGUCUCCCCCGAUCCCCGGGGCCGCGCUGCCCGAGUCUCCCCCCGGUCCCCGGGGCCGCGCUGCCCGAGUCUCCCCCCCCGAUCCCGGGGCCGCGCUGCCCGAGUCUCCCCCCGAUCCCCGGGGCCGCGCUGCCCGAGUCUCCCCCCGAUCUCCGGGGACUCUCUAAUUCUCUGCUUCUCCCCCCAGUCUCUGUCACCCUGGAUGUGGAAACGGCGCAUCCGCGGCUCGAGGUGUCUGAGGAUCGGAAGAGUGUGAGACGGACCGAGACCUGGAGGGAUCUCCCUCACACCGGGAAGAGGUUCACAGACUGGGCUUGUGUGCUGGGAUCGGAGAGAUUCACAUCGGGGAGACAUUACUGGGAGGUGGAGGUGAUGGGGAAUCGGUGGUGGUAUCUGGGAGUCGCCGCAGAGUCUGUGGAGAGGAAGGGAGAGUUCACACGGAGUCCGGAGACCGGAUGCUGGACCAUCGCGCGGGUUGAUGACAAGAUGUGGGUUUACACCUCCCCUGUGUCCCGUCUCCCUGCCGGUCCCAUCCCCGGGAGGGUGGGAGUUUAUCUCAGUUACGAGUCCGGGACAGUUUCAUUUUACAACGCGGAGACCAAGUCCCAUCUCCACACCUUCACUGGGAAUAAAUUCACGGAGAAACUUUAUCCUUUCUUCUGGACUGUAAAUGAAAACGAGUGGCUGAGAAUCUGCUCCGGUUCCGCUCCGGGUCUGUAAACGGGUCGGGUCCGGGACUGGUGUCAGGAGUCAGUCAGUGUAAAUAUAAAUGUGCGGAGAGUGAAAUAAACACGAUGUGAGAAUUAUCGAUCCAUUAAUUUUAACUCGUUCACCGCGUCCGUCAACGGAACAGAAACACUGCGGAUUCAGCAGCAGCCGCGGACGGCGGGUCCUGAGCUCCCCGGCUCCUCCGGGUGCUAAAGUCCACCGGGACU
Messenger RNA from Hypanus sabinus (Atlantic stingray), 3838 nucleotides. RefSeq lists its product as uncharacterized. Gene Ontology annotation, biological process: protein ubiquitination. The record is from RefSeq and is a predicted model, not a curated record. The transcript is spliced from 14 exons. Gene Ontology annotation, molecular function: protein binding; ubiquitin-protein transferase activity; zinc ion binding. The coding region runs from base 24 to 3623 and encodes 1199 amino acids. NCBI's taxonomy places the organism in Eukaryota, Metazoa, Chordata, Chondrichthyes, Myliobatiformes, Dasyatidae.